Messenger RNA from Hyaloperonospora brassicae, 570 nucleotides. Lineage: Eukaryota; Oomycota; Peronosporomycetes; Peronosporales; Peronosporaceae. The record is from the annotation of a GenBank genome assembly.
AUGUGCAGCAGCGACACGGGAUUCGGUUUGGCGCACGAGUGCGCUACAGGAGCGCACCUCUCUGGGCGAGCAGCAACGCAAGAACGCUGCGCAGUGUCUGACAUGUCCUUUGGUGCGUUGUGCGACUUUAUGCACACUGUGUCGCCCCUUGACGUGUCCACGUUCACGGGGCCGCCUCGACGCGACUCGGACGGGACUGUGGACAGCCCGCGCGCAACCGUUCGCCGAUUGCAGCGCACGACGCGUCCCGUCUGCGUCAGGGCGCAGCUGCAGCUGCAGAUGUGUGCGCUGACCCACAAACGUCGACGUCCGGAGCAGAGAAGUACGGAGCCGCUGGCGCAGAUCUUGGAUCCUCGACUUUAUCCUGCCUCAACCACAACGUCGAGGACCAAAGUGCACGCCAGUGUCGGCAUGGGACAACCCGUUGUGCCUUUGCUGCUGCUGCUGCUGUUUGUGGGGCGCGAGCAGUGCACUAUCCCGAGCUUUUGGACGCUUGCUCACUCGUCGCUCGCGCUUCAGCAGCACCAUGCGAUCGUCGUUGGUAUCGUUCGUCGCUCGACAGCAUUGUGA